AGUAUGAGAAAAGAAUAAAGUAAAGCUCCAAAAAAGGUUUAAAGAAAAUAGUUUGGUUUUCGGUUGCAAAGACCUGAACUUCCAGUGCUCCCUGAGGGAGACGUCUGGCAUGGCGACCCGCCACCACGGGGCAGGCAGGGCAGGUCCGCGGCAGUGAGAGCACGCUGCUCACCAGUUACUCCCAGGCACAGGGUGGUCGUAUGUAUUCAUGGCAGUCAGCAGUUGUGGCAUUCUGACGGCAGUGACAUUUCGGAGGUGCCAAGGCCCACGUGAAGGGAUGGCGUUCCCUGGGCCGCUAGUCCCUGUUCUCAUUCCUCUGUCAUGAAUUUUUCUGAGACUGUUGGCAUCUCUGCACAGCCACAUUGCCCUGGGUUGCCUGUGGUAACUCCCUCCUCAGCAUGACGUCCACAAGGGUUAUUUCAACACUUGAACCGGGGAACAAUUAAGCUCUCUGCUGAAACGUGAGGCCAGCCGGAGAGAUAGGGUUACUCACAGUCAAGCUCCCCACCCCACCCAGCUCCCAGGAGCUCUCUGCAGCCGCAGGGUCCGAGUAAACAAGGCGGCCAGGAGGCCCUGGGGAGGACAGGUGGCCAGGAAGCCCUGAGUGGUGUUUGGAGACCUGGCCUUGGAGCAGAGUGCCGCCCGUGUCUGGAAGAUGCCGGCGGCCCCCGUGGUGGCUCGGAGACCCCUGGGGUGACCUGCACCCACGAGCAUGCCUGGAUGGUUCAGAAAAGCGAGCUUCGGGCUGGCGUCCCUGCUCAGCGCUGGGGCCUUUGUCCUGCUCCUGGCUGCCCUGGCGGCACCUCGCUGGCUGCAUGGGAAAAUCCUCUGUCAGACUGGUGCAGAGCUGGUCAACGCCACCGGCCCGGAGCUGGCCACAUUCAUCGGGGACAUUUCCUACGGGCUCUUCCGGGGCAGCAAGGUGCGGCAGUGCGGCCUGGGGGGACGGCAGUCUCAGUUCACAGUCUUCCCACACCUGCUGAGGGAGCUGGACGCCGGCCUCCACCUGGCCACCCUGCUGCUCCUCGUCCUGGCCUCAGCCCUGGCCCUGGUCAGCCUGGGCUUCGCCGUGCUCAACACAGCCCAGGUCCCGGCCCGCGCCAUGCACGGCCCCGGGGGCGUCUGUCUGUGGAACGUCCUGGCAGGAGGCGCCGUGGCGUUGGGCAUCGCCAGCUUCAUGGCUGCGGUGAAAUUCCACGACCUGACCGAGCGGAUUGCCAACUUCCAGGAGAAGCUGUUCCGGUUCGUGGUGGUGGAGGAGCAGUACGAGGAGUCCUUCUGGAUCUGCGUGGCCAGCGCGGUGGCCCUUGCCACAAACCUGCUGGUCGUGGCCCUCAGCCAAGUCCCGCUCCCCGAGAUUAAGACCAAAGUUGAAGAGGCCACGGUCACAGCCGAGGACAUCUUGUACUAG
Tupaia belangeri chinensis (Chinese tree shrew) is the source of this 1411-nucleotide messenger RNA. RefSeq names its product clarin 2 (gene CLRN2). Lineage: Eukaryota; Metazoa; Chordata; Mammalia; Scandentia; Tupaiidae. The record is from RefSeq and is a predicted model, not a curated record. The transcript is spliced from 3 exons. Bases 713 to 1411 code for a protein of 232 amino acids.